Danaus plexippus (monarch butterfly) is the source of this 2006-nucleotide messenger RNA. RefSeq names its product endoplasmic reticulum junction formation protein lunapark-B (gene Lnpk). The record is from RefSeq and is a predicted model, not a curated record. NCBI's taxonomy places the organism in Eukaryota, Metazoa, Arthropoda, Insecta, Lepidoptera, Nymphalidae. Bases 203 to 1282 code for a protein of 359 amino acids. The transcript has 11 exons. Gene Ontology annotation, biological process: endoplasmic reticulum tubular network organization. Gene Ontology annotation, cellular component: endoplasmic reticulum tubular network.
UAUGUGGAGCGUGGAGACAGUUGAAUAAACCGUAACGUCAGAAUUAAAGUCAUUUAUAUAUAAAGAAAUUACAUUCGGGUCGUGUUUGUUUCGGGUCUGACUGUUGGAUAGUUUUCGAGGAAAAUCUAAAUAUUUAUACAUACUAUCCAUACAAUUUAAGUGUUAAAAAGUACAAAGGUUAUUUUCAACUUUAAUAACAAAAAUGGGUCUCAUUAUAUCGCGUUUCUGGAUCAAAAAAACUAAAGUUGAAGUCCUGGAUACGCUGGAUACGAAAAUUAAAAAGCUGGAGCAAGACAGCCGUAACAAGGAGCUGGCUCACCAACGGCUCGUGGGUCAAAUGAUGGCCAGUUCCAUAGGACUGUACGUCAUCAUAGCCAUUGUUUAUUAUUACAAGUACGUUGGAAGCAGCCAGCAUUGGCUGGACUCGUUGUUAUACGCGUCGCCGCUGCUCCUUCUGCCUAUGUUAGUUAUAUUUCUCCGAGCGUCCCUGUCCAGGUACUUUGAUUGGACAAUUACAAGGAACAGAUCGAAACUGAUAAGACUAAGAGACGAAAAGAAGAAGAUCUUAGAAUCUGUUAUGACCACAGAGACUUAUAAGGUUGCGAAGGAGAUCCUCGACAAGUAUGGCACCCCAGAGGAGCAAUCCAAGAGCCUGGUGAGCCAAAAAAUGCUGAGCAUCUCCAAUAAGGCAUCCAGCGCGACUCCAGCAACACCGGUUCAUAUGCGUCAAAGACAAUUGGUGUUGCCGACCCCGAGGUCAUUAAACUCUAGUCAUUUGGAGACGGACAAUCCUGGACAACAGAGUCCGUUGUUGCGAUCCGACCAGCUUCCACGUCCGAUACCACCCAGGAAUCCGACUUUGUUCGACAAAGUCGUAGAUUACCUGUUGAAGGACGGCCCCGAACACAGGAUGGCACUGAUCUGUUCUCGGUGCUCAUCACAUAACGGUAUGGCCCUGAUAGAGGAAUUCGAUUUCUUCUCAUACAAGUGCGCGUACUGCGGCAAUAUGAACCUGGCGAGGAAGCAGCGACCCAUAGCGCCGCCUCUCAUGCCCAGACCUGGGACCACCGCUGCCAACCUUCCCGCACGAACCACGAGGGCUGUCAUACCAUUCAAAAUGGACACCGAUAAUAACACGUGCAGCAGCGACGAAUCGUCUGACGCGGAGCCCGUGAGGACCGGCGAAGAUGAGGAUGACAGACAUACUAACGGUGAAACAAAUCGCUCGCCCUCUCCAGCGGAAGGGGAGAGGAAGUCCGAAGAGGAGAAAAAAGAAGACUGAUUAAAUAAUCUUAAUAAUUAUUUAUUAAAAAAAAAAAACUUCCAAUAAACGUGCCUCUUACCCAUUAAUAUAAGGAAAUUUUUAAUAUAUAUGUCAAUUGAUGAAUAAAAAUAAAAAAAAAAAAACUCAAAACGAUAUUAACUGUAAGGACGAUACUUCGAUACUCUGUGGCUUGAGUUGUGUUAUCUGUGUCACCAGAUACGCGUCCACACAGAUGUCAGUCAGCAAAUACAUAUUUCUUAAUUAUAUAACAUUAAAAGUGUCUUAUUUUACACUAAUAGUGUCUUAACAUAGAAACGGUUUAAUACUUCCUCUCACACCCACAUGCUAAUGGAUGGGACCUAGCAGUUUGAUGUGUUAAAACAACACCGACUACAUUCCGGCAGAGGCAAUUACUGAAGUCGUCGACUUAAAUCCGAACCUCAAAGCGAUGUUGCGAAAUGCGCGAUAGCAUCGUCUCUAAUGAGCUCGUCGGAGCUUCCUCGCUGUUGCUCCAACGGUAACUUCCGUCCAAUACAAUGUCGACGUGGCAGCUGCUACUGUGUGGACUCUGACGGUCGACAGGAAGGGAUGCAAACCGCUGACGUCAGCAGUCUGCCUUGUUACACGGCUGACUGGAGAAAUUGUUGAUUGAUUUUGUUAAAGCAUUAUCUUAGUGAUCGAAAAAUUAAUUUAAAAUCGAAAAUUAAUAAUAAUAAUAAAAAAUGUUUUCAAAAUUUAUAAA